Messenger RNA from Psylliodes chrysocephalus, 1045 nucleotides. The record is from the annotation of a GenBank genome assembly. Lineage: Eukaryota; Metazoa; Arthropoda; Insecta; Coleoptera; Chrysomelidae.
AUGGGCGACGGAAAGAAAAGAGAGCCAAAUUUCACCCCAGAUGAAAAAACACAUCUGUUUAAUAUUAUUUUUAAUGGAUAUGGAAAAAAGUUGGAGGACAAAAGGACAGAUCGCGUUUCCGUCACGGAAAAAAAACAGUUGUGGGGAAGAAUUCAAGAAGAAUUCAAUUCGACUUCUCCAAAUACAACUUUUAGAAGUUGGGAGUCAUUAAAAUUACUAUAUGAAAAUAAAAAAAAGGACCUAAGAAGAAAAAUGGCAGAAGAAAAAAAACAGAGGUUUAUGACUGGCGGUGGUACAGUAUCGCCAGUAAAACUUGAUUCCGUUGAAGAAAUUUUAUUGUCGGUAAUGAAUGAAAAAACUAUUUUUGGUCUAUCACAGGAUUUUGAUUCAGACGCCAUAAACACAAAUCACAGUUUUGCAGAGGAUAAUUCUGAAUUAAAUGAAUAUAAUACCAAUCCAAACAGACAAGAAGAGAAUUGGCGAGGUAAGCGCAAAGCUGUGGAAAUAAAAGAAAAUUGGAAGAAAUAUAAGUGUUCAGAUUUGAAAUUACCAGUUACCCCAGAAUUAUGCUGUACCCAAAAUGAAGCUACAACAUCAAAAGUUUCGCAAUAUACCACAUGCACACCAUCAAGUAGAUGGCCCACAAUCAGUGAAUUUGAUACCAAUGAAGAACCUGACAUAAGCACUCAUACAGAGCUCUUGCAGAUGCUAGGUACCAAAAAAACAACGGAGGGUGAACUAAGCUCUACCCAAAAUGAAGCAUGUACACCGUCGGGAUCAAAAACACAAGCCACGGUGUCGGCCACACUUUCAAGUAGAAGACGGCCCACAAAGACGGUUACAACGUUAACAUCUUCGGACUUGUCUGCCAAAUAUAAUUUAUUAUUGGACAGGAGGCUGGUAUUGGCAAAUAAACAAAUACAAGCUAUUGACAGUGAGCAAGACUUUUUAAAAAUUGAGAGGAGUCUUAAAAUUGACUUAUUAAAAAGUCAAAUUAUGAAUGAAAAAAAGAAAAAUUAGUGUUUUUUCUCUUUUUUUUCACCAU